AGCUGUCAUUAUAUUCACGACACUUUUCCAUCGCAGACUGUAUUUGUCUUUAUUCGCUCACACGUUCCGUAUUGUGCCAGUCACUCCACCUCCGGGCAUUGUUGACAUUUGUUAUUCUGUGUGUCACUAACACCUGCAGCAUUGCAGCACCUGUUAUCAGCUUUAUUGGUGUACGGUACAGGUUUUUCCCCCACUCCUAUCAGGCCAAGAUGACUAUUAUCUUCAGUGGCAUUGCCCGAGGAUCAGUCCUGCUCUGUAGCAGUCAAACAGGGGCAGGAAACUUUGAGGAUGUAAUGAAAUCUAUGCUUAGCAACAUUCCAACCAGCAGUGAUGGGAAACGCACCUACACAGCUCACAGUUAUGACUUCCACUGCUUGAUAGAGAAUGGCAUCAUAUUCAUCUGUGCCACAGAAUCUGGAGCUGGCAAGAAUUCUCCAUACUCUUUCCUCUCAGAGAUCAAGCGGCGCUUCCAGAGUGGUCCCUUAGCCAGCCGUGCCAUGACUGCAAGUGUGGGGGAACUUAGCAGGGAUUUUGACUUUGUCCUUUCACAACAGAUGAAAAACUUCUCAAAGCCUGGUGCUGGAGACACAGUGUCUCAUCUUCAGUCACAAGUGGAUGAAGUGAAAGGUGUGAUGACACAGAAUAUAGAGCGCGUCCUAGAACGUGGUGAUCGGCUGGAAGAUCUCAUGGACAAAACAGAGGAGCUAGAGGCUGGGGCAGCCAAUUUUCAGAAGACCAGCCGAAAAAUUCGUAAGAAAUACUGGUGGAAGAACAAGAAGAUGACAUUAAUUCUCUGUGGAGUUGGUUUAGUUGUUAUUAUUGUCAUCAUCCUUAUCAUCCUUUUCUCUACACACGUCCUGCCUGUGAGCUCUGGUAGUAGUGAUACAACUCCUAAGCCUACAACAAAGCCGUAGUUGGUAUUACACAUGAGGAAGCUUUGCCUUCAGACAAAUUGCAAGAAAAUUGUUAGUGGUCCCAUUUGCUUGUCAUGUGAGGCAUCAAUUUUACAAGCUCUUAGAAGUCAUUUGCUGCAAAUUUGUCAGAAGCAAGUGUAGAACAUAGAAAAGCUAAAACUUACGUAGCAAUGAUUGUGUUCUUGUCACCAUCAUCAUCAGCAUCAUUAACCCAAAGACAACAUCCUUUCACAACAUGCAUCAGAUUUCUUCUUUUUUUUUUUUUUUGCACAUAGCAUGUAGAUGUUGACUUUGUGGGGAAAAAGAAAGGUGACAAUGAAAGUCUAUUCAGAAUAUUCCAGAAGUAUUUUUCUGUUGUUUUGCUAUAACUGAGCACUUUCAACAUUUAUAAGGGUUUGCUUUAGCUGUUUCAACUAACUAGUAAUAUUUUAUGUAACAGUGAUAAAUAUGAGGGAUGUCAGGGUUAGCAUGGCUUUGUUAGUUAACCAUUUUGAUGUGGACUUUACACAAUAAACAGACAAGAAGAUGACACAUCUGUAACAUUUAAAUGUUAUUCCUUUUUAUAAACAAAAUAAGCUUUGAGGGGAUACUGUACUAGAUACUGGUACUGAAUAUAAAAAGAACUUGUGCCUUUUAAUAAUGACCUGUUUUUACUUAGACUGCAAAUGCCUUGCUUCGUAUUAUGCAACUUGCUCUGUGUUAGAUAAGCUUACAACACCAAAAAAAAAAAAAAAAAAAAAAAAAUGUAAAAGCAACUCAUGCUGUAAAAAUAUCUCAUGUUUUAAGAAAUAUGUUUCCUAAAUUAGUAUUUGCUGUAGCUAGUUUAAACAAGGUAUUCUUUUAAAUCCGCGAGCAAAUAAGGAUCUUAACAUUGUCUGUGGGUUAAAUCACCAUUUAUGUGUAAACUGCAUGUGUGUGCAUGAGAGAGUGUUCAAACACAGGCAUUCAUGUGUGUCUACAAAGAAUCAAAAAUUGAAUACAGCUGCUCAUUUUUUCUCUUUCAUUUCUUAAUUAUUUAUUUGUAUACAUUGAUAUUGUAAGAUUAAUAUAUGAUGUUCUUUCUUGGAGUAUUAUUUUCUCACUUUUAUUUCAAGUUUUAUUAAUUUUAGGACAGAGGACGCCACUAAAAGCAUGAACAACCCCAAAAGAACUAUUUUCCACAUCCAUGAGUACUUCCAUAAAACAAAACAAGAAAAUAAUAAGAACAAAUAAAAAAUAACAGUUCAAGAUCAAGGCAUGAAAAUAUGAAGUGAGAAGCAUUUAAUGCUAGGAAACGAUUAAAUCGAGUGAAAGUUAAUGAUACCUGAAUAUAAUAGACUAAAACAACAGAGCAUAGGGAGCCAUGUUCAGAAUACAUAUAUGAUCACUUAAAAUGUUUACUCUGUCAAAUGAAGAUUACUUAUUUGUACACGGUGAUAUUGUAGGAGACAGUACGUUAGUGAUGUGCUUUUUGUAGUUUCAAGGUUCGUAAGUAUAAAUAGGAUAUGUGUGUAUGGCCUCAUGGUUUUCUAAUGACAUAAUACAGCUGAUAUAACUUUUGUGAUUUCAACUAACAUAGUAGGUGUGUUGUAUGGGCUAUGGGAUUUCAGGAUUGUAAAACAGUGGUGUCACUUUUCCUUGAAGACAGCAUGUGUUGAGUAUACAAAUUUAUGACUUAAAGACAGUAUAACACUUCAGUCUUGUAACUACCUUGUGAGGAUAAGCUAGGCUUCCUAGUUGUUGUUGUUGGCUGAGUUGUGCUAGCUUCAGUGAUUGAAGGUAUUAUGAAACUGUGUUUUAACAUUUUAAUAUUUUAACUCGCUAGCUCCACAUAGUGCCUAAUGUAGAAAUAAUGUAAGCUCACUGUCACCCUAUAUGCCCCACCCCCAUGAGUAUCUCCAUCUCAGUUGAAUAAGAAAAAUUAUGCUACGCUGAAAUAAAGCCAAUGCUUAAUUAAAGCCUGUGGACAUGGUGUCAUAGUGGGGGAGACAAGAGCAAGAGACAUGACAUGACCUUUUGAUGGGAAGAUCCAAAUUGUGGUGGUGCCAAUGACUCUUACUGACCUAUCUCUUGCUCUCUCUCUCUCUCUGCUACUCUCACUUGCUCAUAUUCUCUUCCCCCCCCCCCCACACUAUCUUCCUGGAGCCCCCUCUGUCUCUUUCUUUUGCAUUUUGGCAAUCAUAGGAUACUCUCUCAAAUUUUAUGGUCAAAAUAUAGACUGUACUUUAUUUAUAAAAUUAAGUGGCACUGUAUAGUUUCUCUUCUGCCAUUGGACUUUGACAGCUAUGUCCCUUUCUUUCAAUUAUCCGUAAAGUAUGUCGUCAUCUGUUAUCCCACUUUUGGUGCCUUCAGAUCUUGAUUGAUUUCAUUUGAAUAUUUUAUUGCUUUUGAUAUAUAUUGUACCUUUCUGUAUAAUGAUAUAUUUUAUGCUUCUUCCCAGUGAUAGCAAAGAGGAUAUCCUCUUUGGUGAUAGUCAUUGUUAUUUUCUCUUUCCUAUUUUGGAGAGGGGAUAGCCUGAUAGAGCAGGAAUAUCUGAAUUUGAAAGUGUGCUUGAUAUUCAGUUCAAUACAGGUGACAAAGUGUGGUUCUCCCAGUUGACCUAGCUAUGGAGUAGGUACCUGACUUGGGAGGGUUGGGGAAGAUAAAAGAGGAUACAUGCACCACCCUCAUGAAAGCUGACUCCAAGAUAAGUUAAGGAUCUAACACUAUUCUCCUACAACCUAUAAAUCAUUCGACUUCUGUUACGCUUUUAUCUCACUUUCCCUAUCCACUUGUCACUCCAUACAUCUAUCAUCAUUUGCCUUCACAUGACAGGGAGCACACCAGGUUCAAGUUACCAUGGUUGGACAGUGAUAUUUCCUACAUAUAUUAAGUUCCUGAUAUUUCCAAUUACUGAUGUAAGGAGAUAUUAACACCUGAAGGUAAUAUAGACAACUGUUCUUGUCUUUGACAUGCAGGCUGAGCAUUAAGGAAUCAUGUUUUUAAAUUGUAUCAUGUGACAGCCAAUCACAUGUGGUUGGCUUGCAAACAUCAAUCAUGAAUUAUUAUUCAUACUGUGGUCAUGUGAUUGUGGUGAUUGUGGCAACUCGACAUGUUUUUGCUAAAGUGUUGAUUUUAGCCGUUUACAUUGUUAUUGCAGUUUGGACAUCUGACCAGGGUUCAUUUUUUUUAAAUUGAUUUUUGGCUUGGUAGUGGUGGAGAUAAUCUAUUAGUGCAUGGCUGACAGGCUAUAGUAGGUUAUACAUUCCUUGCAGAUAUUUUGAGAUUUCAGUUUGUGGAGUCAUGUCUGUUGAAAAAUCUGGUUAUUAUUUAACUGGAGCUAGUGCUUAGACAGGAGUGCCAUCUGCUAUCAUUCACUGCUUCAAAGGGAGCAUGAGUUGCCCUUAAAUGGUCGCUGAUAACUGAUAGCAUUCUGAAUAAUUUCCACAAAAAUUAAAGUUGCAAAAGAUUCAUCUACUUAUAAUAAUAUCAAAAAUGCAGCUCUAUUUACAAUGCUGCAUGUUGCCAGCAGAGAUCUCAAGAUUGUGCACUAUGAUUUUAAAUUAGAAUUAACUAAUGAAAAACCAGAAAAAUUAUCUUUUGUGAGAAAAUUGCUUUUACCUGGUCUGCUUGACUUCUUGAAUAUUUAUGUUCUUUUCAUUGGUUGGUUAUAACAUAACCCUUGGAUGUUGUGGAUUUUUUUCAUCAAACUAUUGAAUGCACUCAAAACAUUACUUGUUAUGGUCAGUUUAUAUCUAAUCCUGAAAGAAUAUGGAAACAUGACAGACUCCAAGCACUGAUCUAAAGUGAUUUUAGGUGCAGUUGUUUAGGGAAUGAUGUUUGCAACUAAAAUUUUGAGUGGAAAAAUAUUCAAAACAGAAGUAGUAAUUAAUGUUCCAUAGUGUUUUGACUUUCCUUUCUGUGAUUCCUGUUAAAAUUAUACACACAUGAACCCAUUUAUGUCUCAUCACUGCUGCCUUUGUGUGUGGUGUGAAACAUGUAAUGGAACAGCCAGAGGUAUGUUGUAACAUCUGACUGCAUGUUCUUGUACCCAUUAAAGCCCAAUAAAUAUUUAUAAUUUUAAGUUACGAAAGCAGAGAUUUUAACUUCUUUUUCUGUUACACAUUUCAAGGUCAUUCCAAUUUUAUUCAUGAUAACAAUUUUCCCUGAUUUUUUUUAUAUAUAUACACAAUAAGGCCAUCUUGCUCUUAGACAUUCGAAAAACUGCAUAAAUCCUGAAAUUAUUGUUUUUUCAUGUUCGUGAAGCACAGAAAAAUGUGAUACUAUUUUUUCAGCAACUAUUAUUUUAGUUUUCUCAGCUUUGGAGCAAAGGCUCAUGGGUUAAAGGGCCACAGGUGAACGACAGGAGACACCCACAGUACCCGAAGCAAGACAGUGCUUCACACCUGCUGGCUGCAUGGUUAAUGAGAAGCAGUCAGCUAACAUGAGCAUUGUAGGUGGCUAUUAGCCAUCCAACUCCUACUGCAUUAAUCUCAUCUUUCAGGGAGUGGGAGAUAAUCGCCCUACAAACUGUGAAAUGCUUACUGUUCACUUAACCCCUCCUCUACCACCAGGAUUGCUUUAUCACAAUACUAUUUUUUAUGACGUUUGCAUUGUGUCACCGACAUGAUGUAUAAAAAAUGUACCAGAUUUAUUAUUUUCAUUGUAAUAAUUUGAACAUUGGUCAUGUGUGCAUGCUCAAAAAUCAAUUAUUUUUUUAUAUUUGGUGCCUUUAUUGUGUUUUUUGUGUAAAUAUCCCAAAAUAUGUCAAUGCCACAUGUAUUGCAGGUUUUUCCUUUUGCACCUUUAUAACUUUUACAAGUUGACUGCAGAGACUGAAGUAGCUUGACACUAUUUAGAAUAAGAUACUUCAGUAUUAUGAGCUACAAUUGUAUUUGUACACACUAUUUUAAGAGAAAUUUUGAAGAAAAAAAUUGUAUAAUAUGAAAGUAAUUUUUAUAUUAAACAUUAUUUAAAUGUCUAACAAUUUCACUAAGACAAGUGCUGGACAUAAACCAGACCUGUACAAUAAUAAUAUAAAUCACUGCAGUGUGAAUUGUUUAUAUAUAUAUAUGUUUUCCUGACUUUUUGACACAUGCCUUGGUAUGCAAAUCACAACAAAUGUUUCAAUACCUUGUUGGAUUGGAAUGAUUUUUUCAUCCUAUUAUCUGUUUAAUGUGUGAUGACAGCUUUAUAAUAAGAUGAUUUUAAGCACA
Molecule: messenger RNA, 6088 nt
Organism: Pomacea canaliculata
Lineage: Eukaryota; Metazoa; Mollusca; Gastropoda; Architaenioglossa; Ampullariidae
Product: vesicle-associated membrane protein 7-like
Exons: 6
Coding region: 210-914 (234 amino acids)
Biological process (GO): exocytosis; vesicle fusion
Cellular component (GO): SNARE complex; membrane
Molecular function (GO): SNAP receptor activity; SNARE binding
Source: RefSeq, a predicted model, not a curated record